AUGGCCCUAGCAGUGUCCGGCUCAUGCCGCCUGUUGAGCCGCAGCCUCGCGUCUGUCCUGGCGUUGGUCUGCGGGUUCGCCAUGACCCGUGGGUCACAAGCCCAGUUUUGGGGCAGCCUCUUCAACUGGGCCACGGUUCCACCUCGGUCGCCUUCGGCAGCCAACUCCGCACCAGAUCCCUCCCCGGGCCCCGCGGAAAUCCCCACUGACUGGCUUCCGCCCCCGCCGGCGUUCGUGCCCACCGCCCCCUGUGUGGCCGCCUUUGAUUUCGAUGGUGUGCUGCGGGCCGCUCCUCCUGAAGCGAAGGACCAGAACGUGCCGGCCCCGGAGGCCAGGAGCGUCAUCCAGGCAUCCAAGAACGCCGGCUGGGAGAUCGCGAUAUGCAGCGCCAACGACAGCCCCGCAACCAUGAAGCUGGUACUAGGGCAGCGAUUGGACCCCGUCACGUUCUCCCCCCAGUUUUUCAACUCGCCCGCCUUCCAGACGCAUAACGACGACAAGUCGGUUACGCUCACGAACUUGAUCCGCUACUACGGCACGAGCCCACAGUGCGUCAUGUUCUUCGACGACAAGGGCUGGAAUAAAGACUACGCUAAGCAAGUCGGCGUCAUCUUCAUCCACACACCUCCAGAAACGGGCAUUACCUACUAUGACUUCCAGCGCGCACAGCAGGCCAUUCCACGGUACUGCAAAUGCGCUGCUUAG
This is a messenger RNA of Volvox carteri f. nagariensis, 705 nucleotides long. RefSeq lists its product as uncharacterized. Gene Ontology annotation, molecular function: phosphatase activity. NCBI's taxonomy places the organism in Eukaryota, Viridiplantae, Chlorophyta, Chlorophyceae, Chlamydomonadales, Volvocaceae. The transcript has 7 exons. The record is from RefSeq and is a predicted model, not a curated record. The coding region runs from base 1 to 705 and encodes 234 amino acids.